Schistocerca piceifrons (Central American locust) is the source of this 2241-nucleotide messenger RNA. RefSeq lists its product as uncharacterized. The coding region runs from base 1189 to 1947 and encodes 252 amino acids. The transcript is spliced from 2 exons. Lineage: Eukaryota; Metazoa; Arthropoda; Insecta; Orthoptera; Acrididae. The record is from RefSeq and is a predicted model, not a curated record.
CCAUUAUUGAAGUGGGUGCUUCUGUUUGUAACAGUGUGUUGGUGUUGCUCUGCUUUCGUUGAGUUUCUUCUCUAAAUCGAUAAGUCAUUAUAAUCCCACGAGUAAAAGGAAAGAUGCUCAGUUAUCCAGAGGAACAAAUGCAGCUUGCCAUUGAUGCAGUACUUAAUGGAAUGCCUGUUUUUACAGCAGUAAAAAGUUUCUCGGUUUCGAAUUACUUUAAUGUACAAAGCCAGAGGGAAGACGCCUAGAAAUCGUCACAUGGAUCCUGAUACAGUUCUUACCAAAGAAGAGGAGGAUUUAUUAGUACACUGGAUUUGUACUAUGGCUAAGGCCGGAUUCCCCAUAACAAAACUCGGACUUCUGGACAGUGUGCAGCACCUGAUUGAACAACUGAAACGUAAAAAUCCCUUUGUUUGCAGCCACCCAGGGAAAACUUGGUACAACGAUUUUAUGAAGCGCCAUCCCAAUUUGGGAUUAAAAUGUCACAAAAUCUGACAUCAAGCAGGGCAGGAGUAAAGCCAGAAGCUAUAAGAAACUGGUUUGAUGAGAUAGAUAAAUAUUUAACAGAGAACAAUUUUAGGUCAAUUCUUCAAAGUCCCGAAAGAGUUUUUAAUUUAGAUGAAACUGCUUUCUUUCUGAACCCCAAAGGAAACAAAGUGUUGGCCCUGAAAGGAGAAAAGUACGUGUACCAGCAAGUGAAUAGUGACGAGAAAGAAUGUCUAACAGUUUUGUUGACUGCAAAUGCAAAUGGCGAUUUAGCACCUCCAACGACGGUGUUUAAAUACAUUAGAAUACCACAGGAACUAGCAGAAAGUGUACCAAAACAUUGGGGAAUAGGUAAAUCUGAAAAAGGUUGGAUGACUGGUCCAUUAUUCUUUGAAUUUAUAACGAAUGUUUUCCAUCCUUACCUUCUAGAAAAGAAAAUACCACACUGACAGUCAUUGUGUUUAUUGAUGGCCAUGCAUCACAUCUCACCUUACACACAAGUAAGUUUUGUAAUGAGCCUGGGAUAAUACUCGUAGCUUUGCUUCCAAAUUCUACACAUCUUCUUCAACCUAUGGAUGUUGCCGUCUUUCAUUUGUUAAAGGAAAGUUGAAAAAAACAAGGUACAUCAGUGGGGAAUGGAACAUUUGGAUCAACCAGUGCUUAAGAAGAUCCAUUUUGCACCCUUACUGGAACAAACUUUGGAUGAGUUCAUUAAACCGUUUGAGAAUGGAUUCAGGAGAACUUGUUCCAUGGAAUCCAGAGGCUGUAGACUACUCAAAAAUUCCAUCAGUCAGUGAUGAAGUUAUACUUACUACUAACAGAACUGCCACUUCUGAAACAUUAAACUUAAGAGUUGGAUUUGAGGUUCUAGAAACAUACACUGGGAAAGAUAAACUUUCAUGUUUUGAGUCUUUAAGUGAUGUUUGGGAAGGAAAUAUAAAUGACCAGUCUUUGUUUUUGCUUUGGAAGGAAAUUAAAAAUGAUUGUCAUAAUUCUAUCCUUUCCCAGUCUGUUGACGACACAAACAACUGUGUGGCAAACCAAAAUGAAAAAUUGGAGGAAGGAAAUGUCCAUCCAGAUGAAAAACAAAAUAAUGAAGUAAUCAAAAAUAAAAAACAGGAAGAAAUGAAAAUCUUGGCAGGCAACAACCAAAAUAAAGAAAGAGAGGAGAUUAAUGUAACAGACCAGUGUGUCACACCAAAGAAUUCAAUGAAAAAUUCUGAUUUUCCUCAGUGUGCUUCUAGUGGAAACAUUAAUAGGAAAUCAGGAGACCAACCAAUCCCCUCCCCAUUCAAACGUGCAUUAUUUUGGCCACAGAACACAGGAAAACAAGGGAAAAGAAGAUUAAGAGAAAAACUUCCAAGUGUUGUGACUUCCAACCACUGGGAGGAAUAUCAUCAUAAGAAGGAACAACUGGAGCUACAAAGAGAAAGACCAAAAGCUGAGAGAGCAGAAGCAUGAAAACUGAAGAAAGAACAGUCUGAGAUUGCUAAGAAACUCAAGAAGCAAACUAAAGCAGAGAAUCGUAGAAAUCCAAAAGUGCACAAGAAAAGAACAAUUUCAGUGUCCUCAGAUUCUGAAGAUGAAGAAUGGAGUGAGUCAGGCAGCAGUAUGGAUGAGAUUAGUAUGCUCCCUGAUAGUGAUUUGCAGACAUCUGAUGGCAAGGAAGACGACAAUUCUGAUCAAACAAUUAUAAUAGAAAAAUAAACAGCAAACAAAGAAGAAAAUAUGAAUAAAUUUUAUAAAAAUGGCGAA